AUGGAAGUUAUGCGGACAAUCCCUCGUGAUGAAUUUGUAUCUCCGCUGAGGGUACACUUCCCUUCCCCGCUGGGACCUGCCGAACGUCAGAAGGAAACAUGCGACUUGUCAUAUGGCUGGCUGCAGAUAAAUGGUCUAAAUUCGGGGUGUCUCGGGUCCCGAAGAUACACCACCAGGAGUGGUGGUGAGCAUUACGGCAAAGUCCUCCAAGUGGUGGAACAUCAAAACAAGGAUACGAUAUUACGGCGAACAUUAGGUUACGAAUCAUCGCUGGCUCUGGAAGCUGACAUCCAUGCCUUCGAGCCCGAAGGCUAUGAUGCACCGCCGCCUACAUAUGACGAUGUGAUCAAAGAUCUACCUCCACAUUACGCCACGCUUGCUCCCUUAGCCCAGCGGAAGUGUCUUAUCCAGGACUCUGCGCCCGCGCCCCCACAGACUACAGAUGAGUCAAAGUCUAAGGGUGCAUCGCGACCAUUCAAUUUUUGGUCUGCAACGGGCAUUCGGGAAAGAGCAGGAAAGAAGAAUAAGAAGAAGAAGACGGCCGCGCAACCCCAGCGACAGAGCACCCCGCCGGCCGAGGAAGGUGGAGGCGACAAGCCAGAUGAGGGCGGCGGAGAUGAGCAGAACGGUGAUACCGGUGGAAAUGGAGGCGGCGAUUCUGGAGGUGGUGGUAAUGGAGAUGAUAAUGGCCAAGAUGGGAACGGCGACGGUAAUAAUGGAGAGGAUGACGACUGGGAUGCCUGGAAUACGACAAGCACGAAGAAGAGCAAGAAGAAGAAGAAACAAGAGGAAGAGGAAAAAUUGAAGGAAGAAGAAGAGCAACGAAAACGGGAAGAAGAGGAACAGCAGGCCAGGGAAGAACAGGAGAGAUUGGCCAAAGAGGAGGAAGAACGGCUGGCUAAGGAAGAGGAGAAGCGGGCUGCAGAAGAAGCCGCCGCCGCUGCCGCCGCUCCCCCCGACCUUAGCUGGGCAGAUGACACUAAUGCCAACGGUGACGAUGGCUGGGAUUUUGCCACAACAACCAGCAAGAAAAAGAAGAAGAAAGGCAAGGGCGCCGACCCUAGCCCGCCCGAACCGGCGUCCAACGGGUUCCAAGACAUAAGCUUGAACGACAGUGCGCCGCAACUAGACUUGGGUCUGCCUCCAGCAGCGCCAGGGACGGGCUUCAGCUUUGGGGGCUGGGGUCAAGAUUGGGGUUCUGGUGAUAAAUGGGGUCUUAACACCAUGAACGGCAUGAAAGACGACAAGCCAAAAGAUAAUAGUAACCCCUGGUCCUUCUCCGGCACCAACGGCAUGUCGAACGCCUCCGUUGGGUUCAGCUUUGGUGCGGACCUUGGAAGUACUCCAGCUGCCAACGAACCCCCUCCUGCCUCGGAAGAGAACAAGCUAGAGGACGACUGGGGAAUUCCUGUGACCAAGAAGGACAAGAAGAAAAAGAAGAAGGGGAUCGAAGAGGAGCCGACACCCGACCUUCUUACGGAAGAACUAAAAUCAGAUAACGCCUGGCCGGGUGCUGAAGAGAAGAAGGAGCCAGAAUUUGCUGAUGAUGACUGGAGCUGGGGGGCAACUAUUAAGAAAGACAAGAAAAAGAAGAAGGCUGACGAGCCUCUUCUUGAAGAGCCCCCCGCCCCUGAACCUCCUGCCGCAGCCGAUCCGCCGCCUGAAGAUGACUGGAGCUCUCCUUGGGGCCCUGUAACGAAAAAGAAAGACAAGAAGGGUAAGAAGAAUGCCCUCCUCGACGAGCCAGUCGUUGAGCCAGCGCCUGCCGAGAUAAAGGAUGAUGAUUGGUCAUCGGGCUGGGAUGUCCCAAAGAAGGAUAAGAAGAAAAAGGGCAUGGUCUUUGAGCUAGAGCCGGAGCCAGAACCCCAACCCGAUCCCGUGGAGCCAGAGCCUGAACCUGAACCAGUCGUGGAACCUGAGCCCGAGCCCGAGAAGCCAGACUUGGGAUUCCUGGAGAACCCUCUUUAUAAUAACUGGCAUACGCUCUCGUCCAAAGACCGAAAGAAACGUGAAAAGUCACUGAUCAAAGCCGGACUUCCCAUCCCUGGCAAGGACUUCGAUCUUCCUGAUCCGAAUGCUGAGCCCCCCAAGGAACCGGAGCCAGAGGAGCCAGAACCAGCUCCUGAGCCUGAGCCCGAGCCGAUAGCUGAACCGGUCAUUGAACCAGAGCCUGAGGUCGAACCGGAGCCCGAAAAGCCUGCCUUUGAAAUUCCAGAUACUCCUCUGUAUAAUAACUGGCAUACACUCUCGUCCAAAGACCGGAAGAAACGUGAAAAAUCACUGAUCAAAGCUGGACUUCCCAUCCCCGGCAAGGAUUUUGAUCUUCCUGAUCCAAAUGCUGAGCCCCCCAGGGAGCCCGAGCCAGAUCCUGAGCCAGCUCCUGAGCCUGAGCCCGAGCCCGAGCCCGAACCGAUAGCUGAACCUGAACCUGAACCUGAACCGGUUAUUGAACCAGAGCCCGAGGUUGAACCGGAGCCCGAAAAGCCUGCCUUUCAGAUUCCAGAUACUCCUCUGUAUAAUAACUGGCAUACCCUCUCAUCUAAAGACCGGAAGAAACGUGAGAAAUCACUGAUCAAAGCCGGACUUCCCAUCCCCGGCAAGGAUUUUGACCUUCCUGAUCCGAAUGCCGAGCCCCCCAAGGAACCGGAACCGGAGCCAGAGCCAAUUCAAGAACCUGAUCCAAUCCCGGAAGUUGAACCUGAGCCUGAGCCCGAGCCUGAACCCGAGCCCGAGCCUGAAGUCAAAACUCCUGAGAUACCCGACAGUCCCCUCUAUAACAACUGGCACACACUCUCAUCUAAAGAUCGGAAGAAACGUGAAAAAUCAUUGAUAAAGAGUGGCCUUCCGAUUCCUGGUAAAGAUUUUGAGCUUCCUGACCCCAAUGCUGAGCCCCCCAAAGCGCCGGAGCCGGAGCCUGAGCCAGAGCCGGAGCCAGUUCAGGAACCGGAGCCAGCUCCAGAGCCAGAACCAGAGCCAGAGCCAGAGCCACUAGCUGAACCUGAAUCUGAACCGAUCCCGGAAGCUGAGCCUGAGCCUGAGGUCAAAGGUCCUGAGAUACCAGACAGUCCUCUCUAUAAUAACUGGCAUAAUCUGUCAUCCAAGGACCGGAAGAAACGUGAGAAAUCAUUGAUCAAGAACGGACUUCCUAUCCCGGGUAAAGAUUUCGACCUUCCUGAUCCGAAUGCUGAGCCACCCAAAGAGCCUGAGCUUGAGCCAGUGCCUGAGCUUGUUCAAGAAGAGCCGGCACCACCUCCAGCCCCAGAACUGGAGCCUGAACAAGAGCCUGAACCUGAGCCAGCUUGGGAGCCACAGCCCGAGCCUGCGCCCGAGCCUGUCCCUGAAGUGGUCCCAGAACAGACUUAUGAGGAGGAGAGCUGGGGAAUAUGGAACGCUCCGAAAGAAAAGAAGAAGAAGAAGAGCAAGAUCGCAGCUGAGCCUCCACCGCCCGCACCGACACCGCCAUCUCUUGGGUGGACUGCCGAGCCGGAGGGAUACGUACCCACUGACCAAGUCCCCGAACAGCCUCUCUGGGAUGACUACGACAGCAAGCCUUCGAAGAGCAAUAAGAAGGGUUACAAGGAGGAAGAGACACCUAAGAGUGGCAUGGGUUUCUGGGCCACCAUAGGUGCUGCAACUAUGGGCAAAUCCAAGACUACAAAGAAAAAGUCAUCAGAGAAGACUAAAGCCAUAGAGGCAGCACCAGAGCCCGAGCCUGAACCUGUACUAAGUCAUCCUGCAGAGGAUGAUUUACUCAUUGACGUUGACGAUUCAAAGAUGCCCGAGGCGCCCGAAGCGCCAAUCCCGCCAGUUGUCGACGAACCACCCGCGCCAGCCGCGCCGCCAGCGAAGACUCCCGUUGUCACCUCGAAGACCAAGUCAUCGGCCAAAUUGUCCGUCUCAGAGCGAAUCAAAGUUUUGGAGCAAGGGAAGAAGGGGAAAUCAAAGGACAGGGUUGCUAAGGAAGAGCCUGCCCCACCCCCAGAGGAACUCCCUGCUCCCCCGCAACCCGAGCCUGUCGAGUUGUUUGACCCCGAACCGGUUCAGUUUAAAAAGCCCUCGAGGGAUUUGGUUCCAGGCAGUUUCCCAGACGCAUUCGACGACGAGGAGGACUUUUACGAUAUACCCCCGCCACCUGCCCCGGAACCGCCUGCCCCAGAGCCGGAACCUCAGUUUGAGCCAGAACCUGAGCCUCAACAACCUGAGCCCGAGCCCGAGCCCGAGCCGGUGCCUUUGUCAAAGAAAUCAAAGAAGAAGGACAAAAAGAAGGCGAAGGCUAUUGUGCUUGAACCUGUGCCUGAGCCGGUACCUGAACCAGUUCCUGAGCCUGUACUUGAACCACCGGCUCCUGAGCCCGUGCCUGAGCCGGUCCCUGAGCCUGUUGCAGAACCAGAGCCAGAACCCCAGCCCGAGCCGGAACCCGAGCCAGCCCCCGCACCUAUUCCCAUCUCAAAAACUGAAAAGAAGAAGAAAAAGAAGAAGGUCGUUGAGCCAGAACCGGUUCCUGAGCCAGUGCAAGAACCGGAGCCUGCUUUUGAACCUGAACCUGAGCCGGAGCCAAUAGCUGAACCUGAACCCGAGCCCGUACCUGAGCUCGAGCCUGAAUUCGUUCCUGCUCCUGCUCCCGAGCCUCCGAUCGAGCAAGCACGGGAGAUAGAGCCGGUGGUCGACGAAGCACCUGUUCCCAAGCCCGAAAAGCCGAAGAAAAAGAGCAAAAAGGUGUCUAGUCGAGAAAAAGCACCCCCGGUCGUGGAACCAGCCCCUGUCGAUGCUGAGAUUGACGAAGCAGCGGCAGAAGCUGAUGUAGGCGCGGGCGGCCCUCCUACGCCUCCACCAGAGCCUGCUGAACCUGUCGAGCCUGAACCAGAGAAGACGGCCAGGAAGGAGCGUGUUCGUGUUGAGCGCACUCCUGGUUCAGCAUCUUGGGGAUUUUGGGGUGCCACGCCUCAAAAGCAGCCCAGCACUAAGGAACAUCGGCGUAGACGGGAACGUGAACGGGAACGAGAACAGUCACCCCCGCCUAUGGUCAGAUCGAGAUCGACCAGACAACCAAGGUCUAGGGAUCUUGAGAACGAGGGAGAGAAGUCAACCUCUGACAAGGACAAGCGCAAUAGCCGAGGUAUGACUCUUGCUGAUUUUGUCCUGGGCACGCCGCCGCCGCCUAGUAGGACAAAGUCCAGUCGAAGACACGGAACACACGCGUCCAGGAAUACCUCAAGACGUCCAUCCGUGGGUAUGGAAGACGCCGGGUUCCCCAGUCCUCCACCGGACGAUAGCCGGGAUAUGCCGGAUAAAGCCGCCAGGAUGAUGGGCGUAAACGGCUCCUCCCGGAGAGAAAGAGAGAGACGGCAUGAAUCUCGUAGAAGAUCUCGCGCUCCUGACCCGUAUGCGGUUGAAGACGAGGACAUCGUCAUGGUAGACCGGGACGACAUUGAUGCCCCGAAGGAGGGCUCAAGGGGAUCGAGGCACUCCGACAGACGAUCGAGGAGAAAGUCUCGGUCCAGACAAGAAGAGCAUUAUGAAGAUGCUGAAGUGUUUUCGGGACCAGAAGAUAUUGCUUUCGUGGAAGCACCAAGAGAGCGACGCGUGAGACGAUCAAGUACUGCUCCCAAGAAACCAGAGUCCACUGGUCUCAUGGGCUUCAUCGGCUCUUUGCGGAAGAAUGCUCGUCCGGACCCUCCAGAGCGCCGAAAGUCCAGGUCUCAUCGUGAUGAGGAUGCUAGGUACAUGACAGAUCCAGAGCGAGAGGAGCGGCGUGCAAGACGCGAAGCUCGCAGGAGACGUGCAGAAAGAGAGGCUGAGCUCGACGGCUUUGUCACUGAGGGCGGUCCAGUAGGUGGGUUCCCGGAAACCGACAUGGACGAAGUUGAGGCUAGACGGGCAGCCCGUCGAGCGAAGCAAUCCUCUCGACAGGCGCCGUCUGAUCAACUCCGUGAGAGCGAGUGGCGCGACGCCGAAGAAAGACGUGCUCGACGGAGGGAAAGAGAGAGAGCUCGUGAGCAAGAGAUGCAGGAGAGAAUGCUCCGUGAGGAGGAAGAGAGGGAAGCAAGACGCCAGGAAGAGCGAAGGCUUCGUAGAGCAGCUCGUGAAGAGCGCCGUGCUCGAGAAGAAGCAGAGGCCCGAGAGGCAGAAGAGCAGGCCGAAGCCGAAGCCAGAGCAGCAGAACGGCGCGAACGCAGACGGCGGAGGGAGGCAGAGAUGCAAGAAACCGCCGCGUACGAGCCCCGGUCCAAACGUCGAUCCUCCCGUCACCCUGUCGAUGACAGAGCAGCCCGAGAAUUCUAUCUUGGCGGCUACGAUGGCGAGAGGGCUUACCGUCCGGAACGGUCUACUGAAGAGGGGGUGAGGCCCCAACGUCGCAAGUCCAGGGCUCCAGAACCGGAGCGCGCACCACCGAUGAUGUCCGGAGGACGCAAGGAUAAAACUUCGUCCUGGGUGCAUUCGCAAGCGAGCGACCCGCCUGAACCACCACCGGUCGUGGCCACCGUAUUGGACAUGCCACCUGGUGCAGGUGAGCAGGCCCAGGCGAACUCGGUCUCCUCGGACGAGGAGGCACGACGUGAGCUGCGGCGUCGGGCCCGACGACGAGCCAGAUAUCCUGGCAUGACGGAUCAGGAAAUCGACGAGUUGCGGGCACGAAAGCGCGAGGCUAGACGGUCUGAGCGUAGUUCAGGCAGCGCUGAUUACGAACGGGUCCGGGGCAUGAGGUCGUACGACGAUCGUUAUGCACCGCCAGUCAAUGGGCCCAGGAUGCCGAAUUGGUUCAAGAGACUGACCAAUUUGGGUUGA
Molecule: messenger RNA, 6786 nt
Organism: Aspergillus neoniger CBS 115656
Lineage: Eukaryota; Fungi; Ascomycota; Eurotiomycetes; Eurotiales; Aspergillaceae
Exons: 5
Coding region: 1-6786 (2261 amino acids)
Source: RefSeq, a predicted model, not a curated record